GUUCAUCUCGAUUUGCGGCGGUGGGAAAAGAGUAGAGAAGAAGAGCAGAGAGAGAGAGAGAGAGAGAGAGAGAGAGAGAGAGAGAGAUGGCGAAUGCCGCAGGUGAAGUAGAAGCUGUUGAUUUCGAGCCGGAGGAGGAUGAUCUCAUGGACGAGGACGGCGCCAUUGAAGCCGAAGGAUCGUCUCCUCCUCAUCCUCCACUCCCCAGGAUCAAAUCCGCCAUUACAGGAGGAGGCGGAGGAGGAAGCGGAAGCUUCGCUGCUCCAAAGAAGACCAAAGGCAGGGGAUUCCGCGAAGAGACGGAAGCUGAACGCAAUGACCGAUUCGCUGCCAAGGAGUUCGAUUCCUUGAUCUCUGAUGGCGGGCCCGGGCCCCAACGAUCCAUUGAGGGAUGGAUUGUGUUGGUUACUGGAGUACAUGAAGAAGCACAAGAGGAUGAUCUCCAAAAUGCUUUUGGUGAGUUUGGGGAGGUUAAGAAUUUGCAUCUGAAUCUUGACCGCAGGACUGGAUUUGUUAAGGGGUACGCGUUGAUUGAAUAUGAGAACUUCAAGGAAGCCCAGGCUGCAAUAUCAACAAUGAAUGGAGCUGAGCUUCUCACACAAACUAUCUCGGUCGACUGGGCUUUCAGCAACGGGCCUUACAAGCGCAGGAACAUGAGGAGGAGAUCACCUCGUGGACGCCGCUCUAGGAGUCCUCCUAGGAGGAGAUAGUGAGGCGGCGGCUGCAAUGUCAGAAAGCUGCAGGGAUCACCUCCUUUACAGAAAAGGACUUUGGCUGCUACUUGUUGCUUGUGAGCAUUCUGUUUUGGAUUUUUGACAUUUCUACACACACUUCUCUUGCUUUCAUGCCUCGUCCUUUUGUGGUUUAUAUGCUGUUCAAAAGAGAUAAUCUUCUUGAAGAUGUGUUAAAAUACACUGCUGUAAGAGCUGCAUUGGAGUUGCAGAUUUGGAAUGAUUUACAAUUGCUAACUUUUAGUUAAAAUCUGGUUUAUUUGAUCAA
This is a messenger RNA of Magnolia sinica, 999 nucleotides long. RefSeq names its product RNA-binding protein Y14A. The record is from RefSeq and is a predicted model, not a curated record. Gene Ontology annotation, biological process: RNA splicing. Bases 87 to 710 code for a protein of 207 amino acids. Gene Ontology annotation, cellular component: exon-exon junction complex; cytoplasm; nucleus. Gene Ontology annotation, molecular function: mRNA binding. The transcript has 4 exons. Lineage: Eukaryota; Viridiplantae; Streptophyta; Magnoliopsida; Magnoliales; Magnoliaceae.